Molecule: messenger RNA, 2307 nt
Organism: Nerophis lumbriciformis (worm pipefish)
Lineage: Eukaryota; Metazoa; Chordata; Actinopteri; Syngnathiformes; Syngnathidae
Source: RefSeq, a predicted model, not a curated record
AUGACAACAGAGGCAGGCUCCGAGACCGAGGUUAAGGAGAAAGCGGAGAAGUCCGCCGCCCCGCUCGACGAAUCGGAAAAGGCCACCGCCGAGACCCAGGAAGUGGCCGCCACUGAGGGCGAACCAGAGAGAGAGAAGGAAAAAGAGGGCAAAGGAAUAUCACGCUACCUGCCAACAUGGUUUAAAAAGCAGAAAUCGCAAAGCCAGACCUCCCCGACCAAGGAGGUGCCAUCACCCGAGAAGCCCGCCAGCAAUCAGGAGGAGGUCCCGGAAGUGAACGGACACGCAGAGGAAGUGGAAGAGAAGGAGGCGCUCAGUCCGGUACAGGAGCAAGUCAAAGAAAAGGAAGGCGAGUCCCAUUCCAACGCCAGCGCAGACACAGAGCCUGCCGGGGAAGAGAAAGUCGAGGAGAAGAACGUCGAGGGCACCAAGGCCGCAAGUGAAGAAGGAGUCGAGGAGGAGCAACCAGAAAAGAAGGAGCGGGCAAACGGAGGUGAAGGCCAGACCUCCAUUUUCCAGUCGCCGCUGCGUUUGGUGAGGAAGAGCAAGAUGAAAUUGGUGGUGUGUCACGUGACCCUGUUGGACGGUUCCGACUUCACCUGCGAGGUGGAGCAAAAGCGUGCCAAGGGUCUGUUCCUGUUCUUUAAAGUGUGCGAGCACCUCAAUUUGCUGGAGAAGGACUACUUUGGUCUCACAUACAAUGACAACCAUGAUCAGAAGUGCUGGUUGGACCCCACCAAGGAAAUUAAGAGACAAAUUCGCAGUAACAAUUGGCAGUUCGCAUUCAACGUCAAGUUCUACCCACCUGAUCCCUCGCUGCUCACUGAAGAUAUCACAAGGUACCUGUUGUGUCUGCAGCUCCGUGAAGACGUGGCGUCCGGUCGACUGCCUUGCUCAUUUGUCACUCACGCACUUCUGGGCUCGUACACACUGCAGGCAGAAUUUGGUGACUACGAACCCGACCAGACUCGUCCUCUGGACUACAUCAACCAGCUGACUUUUGCCCCCAAUCAGAGCAAAGAAAUGGAGGAGAAGAUUCUGGAGCUACACAAGUCCCACAAGGGAAUGACACCAGCGCAGGCCGACACGCAGUUUCUAGAAAAUGCCAAGAAGUUGUCCAUGUACGGGGUGGACCUGCACCACGCUAAGGAUUCUGAGGGGGUGGACAUCAUGCUUGGAGUGUGCGCCAACGGACUCUUGGUCUACAAGGACCGGCUUCGAAUAAAUCGCUUCGCCUGGCCCAAAAUCCUCAAAAUUUCAUACAAGAGAAACAACUUUUACAUCAAAAUCAGACCCGGAGAGACAGAACAAUUUGAAAGCACCGUAGGAUUCAAACUACAGAAUCAUCGCUCUGCUAAACGGCUGUGGAAAGUUUGCGUGGAGAACCACAGUUUCUUCAGGCUCAACGCACCAGAGCCCCCCACCACUCCGCGCUUCCUAACACUGGGCUCCAAGUUCCGCUACAGCGGGCGCACGCAAACCCAAACACGCUUGGCCAGCACCCUCAUCGACCGGCCCGCGCCCACUUUCGAGCGCACUUCGUCUAAACGCAUCAGCCGCAGUCUAGAUGGAGCACCAAUGAUAAGCAUAACAGAGGCCCGGGACACCACUGAGAAUGGACACGACCCCCACCUGGAUCUCCACUCUGACUCCAAGAGUGGUCCAAUGAAAGUGCGUGUGGAUAAUAUUUAUGUGAGGCACAGUAAUUUGAUGUUAGAGGACCACGAUAAGACCCAAGAAGAAGUACUGAAACACCAAGCUAGCAUUAGCGAGCUCAAGCGCUCUUUUAUGGAGGCGCCGCCUCCCUCGCCUCCUCAGCUCAACCAGUGGGAGAAGCGCAUCACUUCCUCUCCUGCCACCGCCACGCGCGGUCAGCAGCCGACAGCGGAUGGUCCGCCGGUGGUAAAGACCGAAAUGGUGACAAUAUCGGACACGUUCGCGGCGCAAAAGACCGAGAUCGCGACCAAGGAAGUGCCCAUCGUGCACACGGAAACCAAGACCAUCACGUACGAGGCCGCACAGCUGGACGGAAGCGGCGACGGAGAGCCCGGAGUUCUGAUGACCGCUCAGACAAUCACCUCGGAAUCCCUGUGCACCACUACAACCACGCACAUCACCAAGACAUUAAAAGGCGGCCUGUCAGAGACGAGGAUCGAGAAGCGCAUCGUCAUCACUGGAGACUGCGAUAUCGACCACGACGAGGCUCUGGCCCAGGCCAUUAAGGAGGCCAAAGAGCAACAUCCUGACAUGUCUGUCACCAGAGUGGUGGUUCAUAAAGAGACCGAGCUGGCCGAAGAGGAGGAUUGA